Drosophila takahashii is the source of this 486-nucleotide messenger RNA. It is a transcript of the gene Sgs5, whose product is annotated as Salivary gland secretion 5. The record is from RefSeq and is a predicted model, not a curated record. NCBI's taxonomy places the organism in Eukaryota, Metazoa, Arthropoda, Insecta, Diptera, Drosophilidae.
AUGUUCAAUUUUAAAUUGCUACUUUUGUUGCUGGGUGUUUCGGGGCUCUCCUUUGGCAAUAUUGUCCAGGAGCCCGAACCGGAACCGGAGACUGCCCCUGAAGAGGAAUCUGAGCCUGAAGAAACGGCGACCACACCCAAAGAUUGUAAUAUAUACUACAGGAACUAUCAGUGGGCUCUUCAGGAUUGCGUCUGCCGUUGCUUCCAGAACGAUUGCCUUAUGCAAAUAGAAAACAAACGGCGAAAAUGUGAUGGCGAAUCUCCACUUGUGCCCGUUUCGGAGGAUCUUUGCCGAAGUUUUAUUAACAAGAAAUGUAGCGUUGGAUUCCCCGUGGUAGCUGAAUUCCCCAUUCCAGCUCCUUGCGGUUGCAAUCGAAAGCCAGGAUCAAUUGCCACAGAGCGAUUUUACAGCUUGUGCCAUCUGCUGAAAUUCUCAGCUGAGAACUCAAAACCAUUCCUAAGUUAUUCUUAUUGUUGGCCCUUCUAA